AUGGAAGGAGAUCAAAUAUGGGAUAAUAUGAAUGAAAGCUUGGAUUCUUACGAAAAUUAUGAUGAUGUUUUGCUUCAUGAUCCUCUUGUCCAAUGGACAACCAUAUUAGUCGCAGCUAUUUAUAUUUUGACGAUGAUUAUUGGAAUUCCGGCCAAUAUCUAUGUCCUUCACCGCAUGCGAAGAUUAGCAAAAAGUGACGUGGAGAGAUAUCGUAAUGGAACUGGCAUAGCUCUCUGCUCUAUGUCAGCAGCGGAUUUGUGUUCAUUACUAUUAAUUUUCAGCCAAAAUAUUCACCAAUCUUUUGCCAGUGAAUCCAACAGUCAGAUAAUGCACUUGACUUGCAAGGCGAUGCUGUUUUUAACACACACUGUCACGGGAAUUUCAAUUUGGUCUUGGCUUCUGUUAUCUUCGCUGAGAUAUUUAGCCAUUUGUCAUCCGCUUUAUCACCUCCGUUUGUGGCAGAUGCCGUACAGAGCCCUCGCGUUCAUUAUAAUGAUGUCAAUUCUGUUGAAUUUAUGGUUGCUUGUCGCUGUGGAAUCUACUCCUUUCGGAUGCACGCAGGUUCUACUAAUUCGUGAUUCGAUGACUCCAAACCGUCUGUUUCAUUUGGUUGAAAUGAUUUGGUCCUUCUGUAUUCCACUAGCCGUGAUAGUCAUUAUGGAUACAAGUGUUCUAAUCAAACGAACCUCGUUCCCACGUUGGAUCCGUCAAAAGCAUAGAAGGAAAUCGGCUCUGGAAGAGAUUAUAAAGCUUACACGUAGUACCAGUAUGCGUUUGAAAUUCCAGCAUAGACAUCAGAAGGCUUUGUGGAAAUGGUUGAUAAUCGCACUUAUCUGCAUUCUACUCAAUGCCCCUGAGAAUAUAUAUCGCCUUGUUAUGCUUUUCUCAAUCUCAGCAUUCACAGAGGAAGAGGAUGCGCUACACUACUCGGCAAGAAUGGUAGCGCAAUCCUUCUAUUUUAGUCAGUUUGCCUUCAACGCGAUCUAUCUCUCAGUUUUCGUUUAUGAUAAAAGUACGAGAUGCAAAACAGAUACUUUUCCUAACAAUAACUCAGUGAAUCUGCCAAUUCGAAGCCGUCAUUCAUCUCAUUCCGAACUAGAAAUAGCAUCAGCUGGAUCUCUCAAGCGACUCCUGCAAGGAGAUGUGAAAAUAGCACGAGUAUAA
This is a messenger RNA of Auanema sp. JU1783, 1164 nucleotides long. NCBI's taxonomy places the organism in Eukaryota, Metazoa, Nematoda, Chromadorea, Rhabditida, Rhabditidae. The record is from the annotation of a GenBank genome assembly.